Necator americanus (New World hookworm) is the source of this 3078-nucleotide messenger RNA. RefSeq lists its product as uncharacterized. The coding region runs from base 1 to 3078 and encodes 1025 amino acids. The transcript has 27 exons. The record is from RefSeq and is a predicted model, not a curated record. NCBI's taxonomy places the organism in Eukaryota, Metazoa, Nematoda, Chromadorea, Rhabditida, Ancylostomatidae. Gene Ontology annotation, biological process: proteolysis; peptide catabolic process. Gene Ontology annotation, molecular function: zinc ion binding; metalloaminopeptidase activity; peptide binding. Gene Ontology annotation, cellular component: cytoplasm.
AUGCUGCUGAGGGGACCGGAGCGCACACAAAAGGUUGGUUCAUUUGCCAUCAGUGGUCAUUCAGUGACAAUGGGAGACAGCAUUAGAAGCGAAGGCAAGGAACAAGAGCAAGAAGCAGCAGAAAAUAGCCGAGGAUUUGUCUGCACCCCUCUUCUUAUGUUGGUUUCUACAAUACUCAUAGUUGGCCUUCUUUUAUUUUCCUGCUUUGUAACUUAUGUGUUCGUUCGAUUAGAGUACGAACACCGCUUGUCUGAGCAAAAUAAAAACGCUCAAAGCAAGGAUAUUUCGAAUCUCAUUACUAUGCAAGAACUACGACUUCCGAAAAACCUAAAGCCAACAUCGUACGAUUUGAAAAUCAAGGUCUACCUCCCUUUCUAUGUAGACUUCCCAACCAGUAAGAAUCUCACAACUGAAGGAGAAUUGGAUAUUGAUAUUGUUGUUUUGGAACCAACAAACACAAUCAUUCUGAAUUCGAAGGAUAUUGGCAUUUUAUCCGAAAAAUGCCAAGCGCAUGCGGAUGGUGUACAUGUUCCAAUCACGAAAAUAACUGAUGAUAAGCGUUUGGAGAAAGUUGCUUUCGUUCUAGAGAAGACAUUGCGAGCAAAUCAAAAUGUGAAACUGAAGGUGAUCUUCACAGGUAUUGUGAACGAUAUGCUCAAAGGAUUGUAUAGGACUACCUACUACGAUUCGCAAAGAAAUGAGAAAAUUGCUGCCGUGACGCAGUUUGAAUCAGCAGAGGCACGUCUAAUGGUGCCUUGCUUCGAUGAACCAGAAUAUAAGGCAACAUGGAAUGUUACCGUAAUCCAUCCCAAGGGAACAACAGCACUUUCCAAUGGGAUUGAAAUCAGUGAAACUACGGAGCCAAAUGGAAAAUGGAAAGUGUCAACAUUUCGGCAGACACCUAUUAUGUCUUCGUACCUCCUUGCUAUAUUUGUGUCAGAAUAUGAAUUCGACGAAGCUCACACGAAUAGAGGCGUGAGGUUUCGAGUGUGGUCCCCUCCUGGCAACGCAGACGAGAGAAAACGUGGAUUAAAAGCAGCAAUCAUUUUUAUGGAAACGUUGGAGAAAUAUUUUGGUAUCGAUGAUGUCGUCAUGAAACAAGAUUUUGUAGCAGUGCCAGAUUUCUCUGCAGGUGCGAUGGAAAACUGGGGUUUGACAACAUAUAGGCCAAAGCUUAUAUUAUUAGAAAGAGUGUCAGCAAAAGAAGGUUGGACUGAAGGAAGCGUUAUAGCUCAUGAGCUGCUUCACCAAUGGCUUGGCAAUUUGGUGACUAUGAAAUGGUGGGAUGAAUUAUGGCUUAAAGAAGGUUUUGCAAGAUAUUUUCAAAAAAUGAUACUGGAUGACAACAGGAACAUGCGAAUUAGUAGGAGAGGACUUCUCGAUUCUUUCGAUUAUUCAAUGGCACUGGAUUCCCUUGCUGCAAGUCGUCCGCUUUCAUCUGUUAUAGACAUGCCAGUGGAGAUACGUGAAUCAUAUGACGGGAUUUCUUACGAUCGAGGAGCCUGUAUCAUUUCUAUGAUACAUGAAUUGGUUGGCAAGGAAAACUUCAGAAGAGCAAUGACUCACUACCUUAAAAAAUUCUCGUUCAAAAAUACACGUGCUAAUGACCUGUGGCAGUCUUUCGACGAUGUUGUUGGCGGAACCAUAGGUCCUGACGGGAUGAAAUUGAAUAUGAUCGAUUUUGGAAGCCAGUGGUCCAAACAGAUGGGUUUUCCACUUGUGACUGUAGAGCAGUUGAACUCUACCACGCUGAAGAUAAGACAGGAAAGAUACAUGAAAGUUCCUCAUGCAGUUGAAAAACAAAAAUAUAGAUCUUCAAAUUACGGGUACAAAUGGGAUGUUCCUUUGUGGUAUCAGUGGGGUAAUGAGAAAAUGUAUCACAAAUGGUUAAAGAAAGAUGAACCGUUGUAUAUACAGAUGGAAAGCAGUGAUCCGCCUAUCGUUAUUAACGCCGACAGGCGAGCUUACUUCAUUCAAAAUUAUGACGACCACGGUUGGAAAAAGAUAGCAAAACAACUUGUCAAAAACCAUGAGAUCUACACCCCAUGUACAAGAUAUACGAUUAUCAGGGACGCUUUUGCGGCAGCUCUAAUAGAUCGGGUAGACUAUAAAACAGUAUUCGAGCUCUUGCAAUAUUUGAAUAAAGAAAAGGACCUUCUUGUGGUGAGCGCUGCAAGUUCAGCAUUCAGAACUAUGAAGAUAUUCUUCGGCGGCAUGAGGGAAAAUCAGUUGAUCAGCCUUUUCUACAACAAACUAGUGCGAAAAAGCUACAACAGUAUCUAUUCCAAGUACAUAAGUCGUGAAGUUGAAACGGUUGAAAAUGGUGGCCCGAGCACGGACAAAUCUCCACAGUACCACAUGAGAAAAAGUACCGAAGAAGAGUCAUCUUCUCUAGAAAUGAAAAUUGCUUCUUCUCUAGUCGAAUCAUUUUGUGAAGUUAAUUCAAACAACUGUUCCUCAACUUUUCGAUCACUUUUUGAAAAAGAAGUCCUUGGUCGAUGCACAAAAAGCAAAAAAGCCAGUCAAUGUGUCAGAAUUUCACAACAUUUUCGGGGGUGCACUUACUGUCAAGGAGUAAAACAGUUGGGAAGUGCUGCAAUAACCAAGAUAAAGGCUUUGUACGACAUAGAAGAAGAUGAAGAGGAAAAAAGAAAUCUUAUCUCAGGAAUGACGUGCGUGGAAAAUAUUGAAGAAUUGAAGCUCGCACUUCUAAGAGCGAUCGACAAGAAUGGAAAUAUUCAAACACAACUUAUUCCUGUUGUGUUUAACGAAGUUGCAAGGAAUCCACUUUCAAACGAAUUCUUAACCAAUUUCUUGCUUGAACAUUGGGAAGAAAUUUAUGACAGAUUAAAAGACUAUGAUUCCCAGUUGCAAAAAGUGAUUAGUGCAUGUCUCAGAUCAGUUCAUUCGAAUAUCCAGAUAAUGCUGGUGAAACACUUUCGAGAACUCACUCCCACUUUUCAACAGUUCAACAUUAUAAAUAUACGGAUAGAAGAGGCCCAGCACAGGAUAAUGUGGCUCAAAAAACAUUCAAAGAAGCUUAUCGAAUUCUUCGAAUCUACACUUAGUAAAGCCUGA